Messenger RNA from Micropterus salmoides (largemouth bass), 2826 nucleotides. Its product is annotated as zinc finger protein 271-like. The record is from RefSeq and is a predicted model, not a curated record. Bases 199 to 2025 code for a protein of 608 amino acids. Lineage: Eukaryota; Metazoa; Chordata; Actinopteri; Centrarchiformes; Centrarchidae. Gene Ontology annotation, biological process: regulation of transcription by RNA polymerase II. Gene Ontology annotation, molecular function: RNA polymerase II cis-regulatory region sequence-specific DNA binding; DNA-binding transcription factor activity. The transcript is spliced from 3 exons.
GUUUUUGUUUUGUUGAGUUUUGUUUUCUAUGUAUUUAUUCACCUUUUCUAACCUGAAGUACUAAAAGCUGUUGCUGUUACACACUCCGGUACAGUAGGGGGCGGUAUGCACCUGAACAAGCUGGUUGCGACCCGCCAUAAAACCCAGAGAAGAAGAAGCAGCGCAUGCUCCGUGUCAGUUUAGCGCGUGAGAGAGAAGAUGGCGGCAGCAGCAGCAGCGUCCAGCAGCUCCGGACUGAAAGGUUCUGCUAACAGAGACCCGGACCCGGACCCGGACCGGAGCAGCCGGCAGGUCAGCAGCGGGAAAUGGAGAGGAGGAGUGGGACUCGGACAUCACCGCUGUCAGCACUGUGACAAAUCCUUCCCAACGGCUGGAUCUCUAAAGACUCAUCAGAGACUUCACACUGGAGAGAAACCGUACAGCUGUGAUCAGUGUGGGAAAACUUUCACGACCGCAACUAGCCUAGAAAUCCACAGAUGUAUUCACACUGGAGAGAAACCGUACAGCUGUGACCAGUGUGGGAAAAGUUUCAUUCAAUCGGGUAACCUAGGAAGGCACAAACGUGUUCACACUGGAGAGAAACUUUACUGCUGUGAUCAGUGUGGGAAAGCGUUCAAUAGAUCAGAUUCCCUAAAGACGCAUCAACACGUGCACACUGGAGAGAAACCAUACAGCUGUGACCAGUGUGGGAAAGGUUUCGCUGAGCCACGUAGCCUAACCAUACACCGACGUAUUCACACUGGAAAGAAACCGUACAGUUGUGACAAGUGUGGAAAAACCUUCACGUCAUCAGGAGACCUGAGAAGGCACCAACGUGUUCACACUGGAGAGAAACCCUACAGGUGUUACCAGUGUGGGAAAACUUUCAUUCAAUCAUUUAACCUAGGAAGGCACCAACGUGUUCACAUCGGAGAGAAACCGUACAGGUGUAACCUGUGUAGGAAAGCGUUUACCACGUCAGGUGCCUUGAGAAAUCACAGACGUAUUCAUCAAAGACUUCACACUGGAGAGAAACCGUACAGCUGUGACCAGUGUGGGAAAGCUUGCACUACAUCAGGUGCCCUAAAAAUCCACCUACGUGUUCACACUGGAGAGAAACCAUACAGCUGUGACCAGUGUGGAAAAGCUUACACUACAUCAGGUGCCCUAAAAAUCCAUCUACGUGUUCACACUGGAGAGAAACCAUACAGCUGCGACCAGUGUGGGAAAGCUUUCACUAGACUAAUUCAUCUAAUAGACCACCACCGUGUUCACACUGGAGAGAAACCGUACAGGUGUGAACAGUGUGGAAAAAAUUUCACUCAGUCAUCUAGCCUUAAACACCACCAACGUGUUCACACUGGAGAGAAAAUAUACAGGUGUGAACAGUGUGGGAAAUAUUUUGCUCAGUCAAGUCACCUAAAAAUCCACCAACGUGUUCACACUGGGGAGAAAAUGUACAGAUGUGAACCGUGUGGAAAAACUUUCACUACAUCAGGUGCCCUAAAAAAACACCAACGUGUUCACACUGGAGAGAAACCAUACAGCUGUGAGCAGUGUGGAAAAAGGUUUGCUCAAUCAGGUGACCUAAAAAUCCACGAACGUGUUCACACUGGAGAGAAACCGUACUGGUGUGAACAGUGUGGGAAAACUUUCACUACAUCAAGUAACCGGAAAAUCCACCAACGUGUUCACAAUGGAGAGAAACUGUACAGCUGUGACCAGUGUGGAAAAAUUUUCUCUACAUCAGGUAACCUAAAAAUCCACCAACAUGUUCACACUGGAGAGAAACCGUACUGGUGUGAACAGUGUGGAAAAACUUUCAGUAGAUCAGAGUCCCUAAAAAACCACCAACGUGUUCACACUGGAGAGAAACCGUACAGCUGUGACCAGUGUGGAAAAACUUUCACUACAUCAGGUAACCUAAAAAUCCACCAACGUGUUCACAGUGGAGAGAAACCGUACAGCUGUGGCCUAUGUUGCAAAUCUUAUACAGACAGGAGAACCCUUAGAAGACACAAAUGCAUCCACAAAGCAUCAGAGUGACAGUUUUCACAGAGCCGAACUAGCGUUUUUCAUCUGUCCUGAAUAAAACCACCUGUUAUCAUGUGACAGUGCUGGACUAACAUCAUGUGAUGACAGCUGAGGAAGUUUGAUUUGGAAAUUUGAGUAAAUGUGCAGUGUAGGCACAGUCUGUCCGUUGAGUCUGUUGUUUCUGCAACCACUGGAAAAGUGAAGGCGGUUAGCCCUAGCUAACAUUUCGCCUGUACAGCACGUUGUUUUCUUUUGGCUGUAAUGUCAAGUUAGCUAAAUUAGUACUGAGUAAUGUAAUUAGUUGCGUGACAUUACCACCUAACUUGUCGAGAAAUGACAACAUCAGGUUCAAGCUACACUGGUGUGGUGUCCUGUACACAUACUGUACAUCCUGAUAGUUAAAUUAUAUUUCAGUGUCCAGAGGAGUCUGACAACUGGUUGUUAAAGGAAGGACGCUGGUGACCAGGAGGAGCUGAGGCUAGAAAAGUAAAAAAAAGAUGCAUCAAGAUGGAUCGCCGCCCUUUGAAUUUUAAUCAAAUCAAACCGUGAGGUGCCAAGAGAUUCUCAUCCCUACUGCCCAGUCAGUUUUCCCAUUCAAUUACUUUAAAAUGUUCUUUAAAAAGUUUUGUGGAGCCAUGAUGUCUCCAAUUGUCCAGUGCAUCUGUUAGGGCCUGUCCAUGGUUGGCAACAGGUCUUCUCUUGAGUAAUCUCUCUCGAGUUUCCCUAAUGUAGCCUAAUUAUGUUGUGUUUUUGUGCUAAAAUGCAAAAUGUUCAAAAUUCAUACAGAUUGUUCAUAAAGUGAAGAAACAUAAA